AUGGAAAAGAUGAUGCAACAAGAGGCUUUGCAAUCCCCAUGGCCAUUACUUGAGGACAUGAACUCAACUCUUGAUCAAGGUGUUGAGUCUUAUGGCUUCACUGUAUUUAGUCAUGCUAGUGAUUAUGGACACGAAUUCACUAUGUAUGAUCAUGUUGGUGAUUAUGAACUCCAUAGUCUAUUGAGCACUCUAGAGGAUUCCACUACUGAAAUUUGUUCCAUCCCCUUUUCUUCAUCUCCCUUCUUAUUUUCCAAUGAUCAUAUUCAUACCCAUUACCCAAUCAAUGAAGAAACCAUCCAACUUCCAUCACUCAUGGAAUUGGAUGAUUUUGAUUCUAUCUUAGAUUCUCAAAUUGUUAGUAUUCAAGGUCAUGGAUACUUAGCAGAGAGUGAAGGGAGCUUUUUCCCUUCACAAAAUUUGUCAAGUGAGGUGGAGAAUGCUUGGAGUCCUACUCCUUCUAUAAGGUCUGAGCUGUCUACAAAUCAAGCAUCACCAUUGACUUUACCUCAAGAAAACAUGGAGAUUGAAAACCAAUUAAGUCUUCAACACUUGUUGGAGGCCUAUGGAGAGGCCUUGGAGCAAGGACAAGGAUCACUAGCAGAAGUGAUUUUGAGGUGCAUGAGCCAGAAAGCUAGUCCAUUAGGUGAGUCUCUAGAGCGCCUUGUAUUCUACAUGUCUCAAGGCAUGACCAAUCAUGGAAACUAUCUCAAAGGGGAGGCCUUCAAGAACCUUGAGGUUGCUUCGAGGGCACUCUAUCAAGGGCUCCCAACUGGGAAAAUUGCUCACUUUGCAGCUGUUUCAACAAUUCUAGAAGCCAUGCCGCAAGAUUAUUAUGGUGUACACUUAGUGGAGUUUAGUAUUGGAGAUGGGGUUCAAUGGGCUCCAAUAAUUGAGGCUAUUGCUCACAUGAACAAAACAUUGAAAUUGACAUUAAUUAAAUGGGGUGAUGAGGAUCUUGAAUGUGUUUCUAGUCCAUCACAAUUUGAGGAAACCAAAAGGAGACUCUAUGAGCAUGCCAAAUCCUGUGGUUUGAAGUUUAAUAUAGAGGAGAAAGGAGUGGAGGAACUUGUUGCUGAGAUUAAGAAAACGAACAAAAUGGGUGGGAGAGGUGAGUUUUUGGCCUUUAAUUUAAUGACUGGUCUUCCACACAUGAGAAGAGUAAGGAGCAGAAGGCAAGUCUUGCAGUUUCUAAGGGUAGCAGAGGAUUUGAUCAACACCUCUGGCAACAAAGGAAUUAUAACUUUCGGAGAUGGGGGUGCUUAUGAGAAAGUAAAAAAUAACUCGAAUUUCAGAUCAUUCUUUGAAGGACAUUUGGUGCAUUACCAGGCAUUGUUAGAAUCAAUUGAAUCACAUUUCCCAACUCGUUUUAUUGAAGCAAAAAUUGCCAUGGAGCAAUUGUUUUUGCAACCUUGUAUAUCAUCUCUUGAUUGGUUACAAACAUGGGAGGAGAUGCACAAGGGUGGGCAUGUUGAGGCAAAUAUUAACUUAAAUGGUUGUCAAUUAAGCAGAAACAUUUUGAUGGAAAUCAGACAAGUGUUGAGAGGAAGUGAAGGUUUAUAUGAGGCCAAGAUUGAAGGGCAAAAUGACAAUGAACUAGUUUUGGAGUACAAAGGAACUCAACUAUUAAGAUUUUCAACUUGGAAAAACUUUAGUUAG
This is a messenger RNA of Sphenostylis stenocarpa, 1656 nucleotides long. The record is from the annotation of a GenBank genome assembly. Lineage: Eukaryota; Viridiplantae; Streptophyta; Magnoliopsida; Fabales; Fabaceae.